AUGAAAUCAGAAGGCGAGCUUACACGUAAACACAAAACUCUGCCAUGGAGUCCACUGUACUGUGUCCUGCAGCAAGACGAGCAAUCAUUUACGGCAUAUUGCAGUGAGGAGAUAUCGAUAUUCCCGGCUACACCUAAAAAAGAGUUGACAGACGUCCUCUUCAAUGAGUACCCACGCGUACGGCUGGAUCGUGUGCGUCGACCCGCAAAAGCUUUGUGGGACGGUCCGCCGACGUUGCGUGAGGAACCGGAGGACUCAGAUACAUGUCCCAUGGAUAUAGCGAUGAAUACGACGCUCUACAGUGAAUUAGGUAAGUGA
Molecule: messenger RNA, 318 nt
Organism: Anastrepha obliqua
Lineage: Eukaryota; Metazoa; Arthropoda; Insecta; Diptera; Tephritidae
Product: ras GTPase-activating protein raskol-like
Exons: 4
Coding region: 1-318 (105 amino acids)
Source: RefSeq, a predicted model, not a curated record